Pseudocercospora fijiensis CIRAD86 is the source of this 810-nucleotide messenger RNA. RefSeq names its product glycoside hydrolase family 62 protein. The record is from RefSeq and is a predicted model, not a curated record. Gene Ontology annotation, molecular function: microtubule motor activity; alpha-L-arabinofuranosidase activity; ATP binding. NCBI's taxonomy places the organism in Eukaryota, Fungi, Ascomycota, Dothideomycetes, Mycosphaerellales, Mycosphaerellaceae. Gene Ontology annotation, biological process: L-arabinose metabolic process; microtubule-based movement. The transcript is spliced from 5 exons. The coding region runs from base 1 to 810 and encodes 269 amino acids.
AUGAAGCUCCGCAACGCAGCUCUCUUCGCGUGUCUCGCCUCUACCAUCACAGGCCUUGCAUUGAGCCAUGGCCAUAGCCGCUAUACCGUCUCGAUUAAAGACUUUACAACCUCAACUUACAACGGCCAGAUAAUCGUCUAUGGCUCGACCAAUGAUGGCAAGGCGUACGGAUCUAUGGGUAUGGCGUUCCACGACUGGCCAGACAUGGCCAAGGCUCGUCAAAUCAAGAUGAACAGUGCCACCGUUGCACCCACUCUGUUUUUCUUCAAGCCGAAGAACAUCUGGAUCCUCGCCCAUCAAUGGGGCCCGGGAUCCUUUUCUUACAGAACUUCAAACAACCCUACUGAUCCAAACGGAGACAAUGGCAAAAUCUACCGUGCAAGCAUGCCAAUCGACAAAUUCCCGGGUGAUUUUGGAACGCAGUAUACGACCGUGCUGAGCGAUACGAAGGGCAAUUUGUUCGAGGCGGUCCAAGUGUACACUGUAGCAGGGCAGAAGCAAUACCUGAUGAUCGUGGAAGCUAUGGGGGCGAAUGGCAGGUAUUUCCGCUCAUUCACCGCAAGCAGCUUGGACGGUGCGUGGACGGUGCAGGCUGGAACAGAGACCGCGCCUUUUGCGGGCAAAGCCAAUAGUGGUGCAACUUGGACAAACGAUAUCUCUCAUGGAGAUCUUGUCAAGGUCUCGAAUGACCAGACAAUGACCGUUGAUCCGUGCCAUCUUCAAUUCCUGUAUCAAGGCAGGGAUCCUAAGGUUAAUCCGUCUGACUACGGUCUCCUUCCCUACAGACCUGGUCUCCUCACGCUGGUCUGA